AUCUACCUUUCUUAAAUCUCUUGGUCAAAGGAAAGACCAAUCUUAGCGUGUGAUCCAAGGUGAUCCAAAAUUCUACAUAACACGUGGCUUCCUCUUUUCCGUACUUUUCCUCAUUAAGUCGGCAAUCUCCUCUUAUAAAUCUACGUUUUUCCUCCUAAUUUCGCAUCAAGUUUACAAUCGUCUUUUCUUUUAAUAUUUGUUCAAAGCUUUCGAUUACAAAUCCCUCGCGAAAGAUGCAGAUCUUUGUAAAAACUCUUACUGGUAAGACCAUCACCCUCGAGGUGGAAAGCUCCGACACAAUUGAUAAUGUCAAGGCCAAGAUCCAAGACAAGGAAGGGAUCCCCCCUGACCAACAGAGGCUUAUCUUCGCUGGGAAACAGCUAGAGGAUGGCCGUACCCUUGCUGACUACAACAUCCAAAAGGAGUCCACCCUCCAUCUUGUCCUUCGUCUCAGGGGUGGCAUGCAGAUCUUCGUGAAAACCCUCACUGGCAAGACAAUCACCCUUGAGGUUGAAAGCUCCGACACAAUUGAUAAUGUCAAGGCUAAGAUCCAGGAUAAGGAAGGGAUCCCUCCUGACCAACAGAGGCUUAUCUUUGCCGGUAAGCAACUGGAAGAUGGUCGCACCCUUGCUGACUACAACAUUCAAAAAGAGUCUACCCUCCACCUUGUGCUUCGUCUCAGGGGUGGCAUGCAAAUAUUUGUCAAAACUCUUACUGGCAAGACAAUCACCCUUGAAGUGGAAAGCUCCGACACAAUUGAUAAUGUCAAGGCCAAGAUCCAAGACAAAGAAGGUAUCCCUCCUGACCAACAGAGGCUUAUCUUUGCUGGAAAACAAUUGGAGGAUGGCCGCACCCUUGCUGACUACAACAUCCAGAAAGAGUCUACCCUCCACCUUGUCCUUCGUCUUAGGGGUGGCAUGCAGAUCUUUGUAAAAACGCUCACUGGAAAAACCAUCACUUUAGAGGUGGAGAGUUCUGAUACAAUUGAUAACGUUAAGUCCAAGAUUCAGGACAAGGAGGGCAUCCCACCAGACCAGCAGAGGUUAAUUUUUGCUGGGAAACAACUUGAAGAUGGCAGAACCCUUGCAGACUAUAACAUUCAAAAGGAAUCUACCCUCCAUUUGGUGUUGCGUCUUCGUGGUGGUAUGCAAGUUUUUGUGAAGACCCUCACAGGAAAGACUAUUACCUUGGAAGUUGAGAGUUCUGAUACGAUUGACAAUGUGAAAGCUAAGAUCCAGGACAAGGAAGGUAUUCCACCGGAUCAACAGAGGCUGAUUUUUGCUGGCAAGCAGCUGGAGGAUGGGAGGACCCUUGCUGAUUAUAAUAUUCAGAAAGAGUCAACCCUCCACUUGGUGCUUCGCCUGCGUGGUGGAAUGCAGAUAUUUGUGAAAACUUUGACCGGUAAAACCAUUACGUUGGAGGUGGAGAGCUCCGACACGGUUGAUAAUGUUAAGGCCAAGAUCCAAGAUAAGGAGGGUAUCCCACCUGACCAACAGAGGUUGAUUUUUGCCGGAAAGCAGCUCGAGGACGGGAGGACCCUUGCGGACUAUAACAUUCAAAAGGAGUCGACCCUGCAUUUGGUUUUGCGCCUUAGAGGAGGGAUGCAGAUAUUUGUCAAGACCUUGACUGGGAAAACCAUCACCCUGGAGGUUGAGAGCUCGGAUACGAUUGACAAUGUAAAAGCAAAGAUUCAGGACAAGGAGGGAAUUCCCCCGGAUCAGCAGAGGUUGAUCUUUGCUGGGAAGCAGUUGGAGGACGGUCGAACCCUAGCUGACUACAAUAUCCAGAAGGAGUCUACUCUGCAUCUUGUCCUUCGCCUCCGUGGUGGUUUCUGAUUUGGGUCCUUUUGCCAUUCUGCCUUUGGUGUGGUCUUGUUUUCUUUUUAUUUCAUGAUGUUUAGCCAUUAGAUAAACUGUGUUUUUUAAGGUAAUGAUACUUUGGUGUGAAGUGGUUAGAGAGCCACAACUCACUUACUAUAUUAAAUAAGGUUCGGACUAUUUCAUAA
Messenger RNA from Gossypium arboreum, 2005 nucleotides. RefSeq names its product polyubiquitin-like. The coding region runs from base 234 to 1835 and encodes 533 amino acids. NCBI's taxonomy places the organism in Eukaryota, Viridiplantae, Streptophyta, Magnoliopsida, Malvales, Malvaceae. The record is from RefSeq and is a predicted model, not a curated record. Gene Ontology annotation, biological process: modification-dependent protein catabolic process; protein ubiquitination. Gene Ontology annotation, molecular function: ubiquitin protein ligase binding; protein tag activity. The transcript has 2 exons. Gene Ontology annotation, cellular component: cytoplasm; nucleus.